AGACUUACUUCAAGGUGUACUCAGACAAACAGCGCUGCCUUCAUAUCACCCCUGUGAGCCGAGGGAGAAUUGAGCAUCAGAGUGGAUCCCAGGUUCCUUACUGACAGAGUGGAGUUAGUCUUACAGUCACCUCAUCAUCGCUUACAACUCAAAGGGCCACAUGAAGCUUUGUCCUCUCUUUGCAUCCGUCUUUUCAAAGGACAGCUUUUAUCUACUGGUUAUGGCCCUUCUCCCUGUGUUGAUGGUUUUGAUGGUGGUUGCCGCAGCAACAGGGGCCCAUGCAGGCAGUGACGAGAAUGAGCUGGAUUACGGGUACUGGAACUACAGAGAAGGAGCUGACAGAGUUAACGUGGCCUCGGUGCGCAGUGUGACCAGAGUUUUGGACGCCUGGGGAAAACACAUCUUCAGGGAGAUAAAGACUUUACUGCACUCCCAGCCCAGCACUCUGCUGCCUGACGUCUCAAGGGUGCGCCCUCUGUCCGAGUCUCUUAAUGAUCUCUUUAGGGAAGUCUCCCUGCUGCGACACCGUAUCACCGAGCUUUCGCAUCGCCUAGCAACGCUGGAGCCCUACCUCCGUCGCCACGGCUACCGCGGGGAUGAUAUGGAAGAGGCGAGAGGCAAGAGGGCUCAGGGUCUUCAUGGGGUGGCCACCGCUGAGGGCAUAGAGAGGGCGAGGGGGAGCCGGGUGGUGAGGAGGAGACGGGUGAGGGUCCUCAAGAACCAGGGUGCUAGUUCAGGCUGAAGGCCAGAGGACUGGACCGAGGGAGGGUGGGAAGAUCACAGAAAGUUAUAUAUAGUUACUGAGGGAACUGUGGAGUCUUUGUAUGUGAAAUGAUGUACAUAGACUCAUAUGCAACGCAGAAAUGCUGAAUUUUGAUUGUGUGACUCGACAAACGCAUCACUCAGAAGUGAUACUCUGUAUGUAUUAGUCUAUAGGCCAUAACACUUUACUUCUGUUCCCAAAACCAGUCUGCUUUACUCCAGUCAGUUCCAGGGGCCGGCUCAGAGUCUGCUGCAUCUUCUCUAAGCUUGUGUUAUUUUUACUAGGUUGUUUAUACACUAAUUUGAUCAAAACAAACAUUUAAUUUCACUACUGAAGGACACUGAGGACAUUUGGUAACUAGAAUACAACAAGAUCAAUAAGUUAGACCUACUGUUGUAAGAAAAUCUGUAUCGUUUUUGUCCUGUGGUUGCCAGAGGGAUGCAGGACAUCUGCUUACCUGCUGGUGUGAUUCUUUAACUUUUAAACUGGUUCAAAUCUCUAAAACCUGCUCUUAACAGGUUUGUUUCUUUAAAAAAGUAUUUUUUUUAGAGUUUUAUCUUUAAUAUGUUAUGUAUGUUGUCCUGUUUAACAUUGUUGCAUGAUAAAAUGAAGUGAUUUAAUAGGUGGAUACCAUCAAAUAGCCUCUGUCCUGUUUGUUUUACUGAGACAACAAAGAUAUUAUGAAAAUUGGAAUUCUGUUACAGAGUAUUCACUGAAAUCAAACAAAUUCAAUGUAUUCAUUUUAUUUCGACUUGUGGUUUUUCUACAAAUAUAAAAGGUGGAUUAAAUAAACCAAUCAAAAGACUUAAAAUUAAAUAAUAUGAUGGGAAUUUUGUAA
Messenger RNA from Girardinichthys multiradiatus, 1601 nucleotides. RefSeq lists its product as uncharacterized. Lineage: Eukaryota; Metazoa; Chordata; Actinopteri; Cyprinodontiformes; Goodeidae. The coding region runs from base 161 to 742 and encodes 193 amino acids. The transcript is spliced from 4 exons. The record is from RefSeq and is a predicted model, not a curated record.